Messenger RNA from Eurytemora carolleeae, 1660 nucleotides. RefSeq lists its product as uncharacterized. The transcript has 3 exons. The record is from RefSeq and is a predicted model, not a curated record. Lineage: Eukaryota; Metazoa; Arthropoda; Copepoda; Calanoida; Temoridae. Bases 3 to 767 code for a protein of 254 amino acids.
GCAUGUGUAUACAGUGGUACAUAGAGGAGAGAUGGAAGUGCAGUACAGUGGUCCCUAUUUCACAUCUACUUUUUACUCUCUAUCCUCUUCUACUCUUCGUUCUUGUGCUUAUAUUCUCUUCUUUGUCAAGGAAAUCCCGAGAGCAUUAUUAUGAAUCCCGAUCUAUCUGGUUAACCCUGCUGUCCCAUCUUCCUGUGUGGAUAGCCUGGCCGGCAGCUGGUGUAACCUUAGACGAAUACUUCAGCAUUAUCUGUGGCCUAGGUUUGCAAGUUAUUGUUCUCCUGACUCUACUUAUCCUCCUGGUUCCUCGGUCUAGAUAUCUCACCUAUCUGAGCAGGGACGGAUACAACAAGUUCGAAAACGAUCCGUACGCAGUUCACUCAGACGCAAGAUAUGCGUACGGAGGCUCCAAGGCCUCCUGGGAGCCUAGUUUCUACUCUUGGAAACAGCAAGGAGACAAGGAGAGCUCCUAUCUCGGGUUCCAUCGUCCUACCAGGGUAGUUCCUCCUUCUCCUUCCUCUCUCUCUCAUUCAACCUUCUCACCUGGACAUAUUUACCAGGAUAGGUUCUCCUAUAUCAUUCCUCCUCCUCCCGUCCCAACCUUCAACUAUCCGUCCCGUCACCUACCAGUUCUCUAUCCUAGAGAAAAGAGAUUUACUCCUUCCUAUCCAUCCUACAAAAUUCCAGCUCAAGCUCCGUAUAGAUAUAUUGAUCCUAGAGCAGGAUUUAACCAGGGGAAAAUUAAUCCUAAUGAUUAUUUUUUCUAACUAAUUUAAGAAUCAAGCGUUCUGAAAUUGAGAGCCUUAACUUGUUACAUUUUUAUGCCUGUUUUCUAUUUAAUAUUAUUUAUCAUAUAAAAGUGAGAAUACAACUAGUCAGUUUAAGAAAUUAUUAUUAAAGACAAACAAGCACAUUCAAAGUAAAACAACUAAAAAAGAGCUGACCUGAUUUUCUAUUCCCUUUAUCUUUGCAACCCUAUCUCGGACACUUUUAAUAUUUCAACCUAAAAAUUCUGUCAGGUAAAAAAGCCUAAGUUUAAAAUACCAUAAGCCAUUGCCAUCAGGUUGCAAAAACAUAGGGGUUAGAAAACUUUAGUUUGUUGCAAGAACUCAACUCCUUUAUUUGUAAAUAUUGUAAAAAGGGAAAACAAUCAAUCUAGUCAGAAACAUAAAUUUAAAUUAUUACAAUUGCUCAAAUUCUUAGUUAAAAAUAUUCCAUUUAUUAUUGAGGUAAAAAUAACGGAAAAACUGAAAUAAAAAUAAUCACAAUUCUAGUCACAACAUGUAUUUGAGCGCUUUCAUUGUUCAUUCUGAAAUAUAAAAGAUCAGAUUUAGAUUUCCUGAAAAUGCUUAUCUUAUUCUCCAAUAGUUUUGUACAGUUUGGCACUUGUCAAUAUUAAUUAAUGUGAAAAAAAUUCAAAAAGUUGAUCUCCAAUGUAGACGAAAAUAUUUGAACAUGUCCAGGAUUAUUGUCGUCGUUGUAAAUAACCUUGCUUAUUGCUUCUCUUCUCGUGGUUACUAUUUUAUAUUCUGAAAUUAGCUGUAUUCAAUUCCUGACACGACUUCAAGACGAGUCGUAUAUAUAUAUAAAUUGUUAGUAAUCAUUAUAUGACGUACAGUUUAACGCAUGCACACUGUAAAAAAUAUAUUGUUCUUGUUAA